Lottia gigantea (owl limpet) is the source of this 1176-nucleotide messenger RNA. RefSeq lists its product as hypothetical. The transcript is spliced from 9 exons. Lineage: Eukaryota; Metazoa; Mollusca; Gastropoda; Lottiidae. Gene Ontology annotation, molecular function: monoatomic cation channel activity. The annotation marks the transcript as partial. The record is from RefSeq and is a predicted model, not a curated record. Gene Ontology annotation, biological process: monoatomic cation transmembrane transport.
CAGUAUGUAAGGUUGAGUAGUUUUGAUACGAAACCAGAACAAGUUUUACAACUCCUACAGAAAAACUGGGGAUUAGAUCUUCCCAAAUUACUAAUUACUGUUCAUGGAGGCAUUUUAAACUUUGAUAUACAACCAAAGUUAAAGCGAGUUUUUAGAAAAGGUUUAUUGAAAGCUGCUAAAACAACUGGUGCCUGGAUUGUAACUGGUGGUACCAAUACAGGUGUAACUCGUCAUGUAGGAGAUGCUAUCAGUGAUCGCACAACGAAAGCUAAAAAUAAAGUGGUAGCUAUUGGUAUAUCACCAUGGGGAGUGGUAGAAAAUAGAGAUGAUCUCAUUGGUCGAGAUAUUGUGGUACCAUACCACUGUGUGUCAUCAGGGAAAAGUAACUCUGCCGUCCUUAAUAGUAAUCAUUCAUACUUUAUGUUGGUUGAUAAUGGCACAGUUGGCAAGUAUGGUGGAGAUAUUCUCUUCAGAAAAAAACUGGAAAAAUUCAUUUGUCAACAAACAAUUUCUAGUGGUUUUAAAGGUCGAGGCGUACCUGUGAUAUGUGUUGUAUUAGAGGGCGGGGCUAAUACUAUACGUUCAGUAUUAGAAUAUGUAACAGACACGCCCCCUGUUCCUGUCGUUGUAUGUGAUGGGAGUGGCAGGGCAGCAGAUUUAUUGGCAUUUAGUCAUAAAUAUACCAGUGAUGAUGGCACCAUGCCAGAAAGUUUAAGAGAUCAGUUGAUUUUAACGAUACAGAAAACUUUCCAAUAUUCUCUAGAACAAGCUGAAAAACUCUUUAUAGAAUUAAUGUUAUGUGUCAAGAAGAAGGAAUUGAUCACUGUAUUUAGAAUGGGAGAAGGCAGUCAAGAUAUAGAUCUUGCUAUUCUCACAGCUUUAUUAAAAGGUUUAAAUCUAAUUCUGCUUAAUAUUGCUGAAUUGGGUAGCUCUGCCAAGGUGUGUUUUAUAUUAUAUCAGCUAUGGUUAUUGGAAGGGUCAUUAGAACAAGCUAUGAUGGAUGCUCUAAUUAAUGAUAGAGUUGAUUUUGUAAAGUUAUUAUUAGAAAAUGGUGUCAGUAUGCAUACCUUUCUUACUAUACCACGUCUAGAAGAGCUUUAUAAUACUGUAAGUCAACUUUUUAUAUUAUUCUUUCAUUUCAAAGUUUUCUUCAUUAGCCCACAAGGUGCAGAAUAG